Messenger RNA from Miscanthus lutarioriparius, 1002 nucleotides. Lineage: Eukaryota; Viridiplantae; Streptophyta; Magnoliopsida; Poales; Poaceae. The record is from the annotation of a GenBank genome assembly.
GGGAGCGUGGGUUCGCAGAGCGCGGUGGCGUCCAAAUCCGGCCGACAAGACCGUAAGAGCUUAAUUGCAGAUUUCAGUAUGGCUUCCAAGAUUCAGCUCUUGUCCUCCUCCAUUGCCAUUUUAGCUUUUGCCUCGCACCUUCACCCUUCUGUUUCCAUUGAGUUUCGCCGUGAGCUCUCCAGCUGGACCACUGGCAUAGCUACGUGGUAUGGUGAUGCUAACGGCGCCGGAAGUGAAGGUGGUGCAUGUGGGUACCAAUACGCCGUCGACCAACCACCGUUCUCAUCCUUGAUUGCUGCUGGCAGCCCUUUCAUCUAUGACUCUGGCAAUGGAUGUGGCUCUUGCUAUCAGGUGGUAUGCUCUAGCAAUCAAGCUUGCUCUGGUUACCCGGUGACUGUUGUCAUCACCGACCAGGGUCCUGGCGGUGGCCCAUGCCUGAGCCAAGCAAGUGAUGGCAUGUGCCUAAAUGAGGGAGCCCACUUCGACAUGAGUGGGACUGCAUUUGGUGCCAUGGCAAAGCCUGGAAUGGCUGAUCAACUCCGUGCUGCUGGCCUGCUGCAAAUCCAAUACACUCGUGUGCAGUGCGAAUGGCCUGGAGUUGAUGUAACCUUCUCUGUUGACUCCGGCUCGAACCCGAACUAUCUGGCUGUGCUCAUCGAGUACGAGGACAGUGAAAGCGAUCUUUCAGCCGUCGACAUCAUGCAGAGCUCGGCAGGGCAGUGGGUGCCGAUGCAGCAUUCGUGGGGUGCGAUUUGGAGGCUCGACUCUGGCUCUGCCCUUCACGGCCCGUUCCACCUCCGCCUGACAUUCAGCUCAGGCCGGGUACUCAUAGCCAGCAAUGCCAUACCUGCAGAGUGGACCCCGGGUGUGGCGUACCGGGCAGGCGGAGUGGCGGUGACUAGGGCCAGGCCCAGGAGUGGUGGUGGCUGGGUCCACGAGGCUGCUGGAACAUUUAGCGGUUUGGUGUAUCACCUUCUGAUGUUUGUGGUAUUGGUGUUGUGA